This is a messenger RNA of Labrus mixtus (cuckoo wrasse), 4022 nucleotides long. It is a transcript of the gene cdon, whose product is annotated as cell adhesion associated, oncogene regulated. Lineage: Eukaryota; Metazoa; Chordata; Actinopteri; Labriformes; Labridae. Gene Ontology annotation, molecular function: protein binding. The transcript has 19 exons. The record is from RefSeq and is a predicted model, not a curated record. Gene Ontology annotation, biological process: nervous system development; cell-cell adhesion; axon guidance. Gene Ontology annotation, cellular component: axon; plasma membrane. Bases 592 to 3957 code for a protein of 1121 amino acids.
CUGGUUUUGACGACCCAGCUCCGCCGCUGCCAUGAUUUGCUGAGCAACUCGACACUGGCUUCAAAAAGAUGCGUGUGUGGAGGAGGCAGCAGCAGUAACAGAGACGGAGAGCGAGAAGUUACAAUAACGGAGAGAGAGAGAGAGAGAGAGAGUGUGUGUGUGUGUACGCGCUUCACCACACAGGGACGUACACACACAAAAAAAAAGCUUUCAAACAAAAACACGAGGACUUGAAAACUUACCGAGGAGCAACACUCUUUACCACCUCCACUCGAGUUCAGACCAGAGAGGGUGGGGGGGAGAGUUGUCGCACCUUGGCCCCGAAAGUCUGCGCCGCUGCUCGGCUCUAAAAGAACUCUCUUUCCCCUUCCUUUUCCAACCUCCGGCUGAGUUCAUGUUCCUCCCGUCGCCUCGCACUUUGAGCCCGGGUUUAAUGGAGGGCCCCGUAAGGAUUUGCCUCCAGAAGAAUGCGUCUUGCUGCUGAUUCACCCGACGGCUCGCAGCUUUUGCCCUCCUGUAAGAGAGGUUUGACGAUCAGUCCAGGGCGUGUGUGUCGGGCAACACGGCUGCUGGCAGGGGUCAAAGUGCACCAUGGACAGUGGCCUAAGGGUCCUCCUGUCCACUGUGCUGUGUCUCAGCCAGUCCCUGCUCAUCAGCUGCUCAUCUCACUACCCUUCUUUCCUCUCUGAGCCGUCCUCUUUGGUUCAGAGUCAAGGCUCUGUCGCUCGUCUACGCUGCUCGGUGACUCCUUCAUCGGCGGUCAUUUCCUGGCGUUUUCGAGGUCUCCCCCUGGGCCGGGACACCCUGCCCGGUUUGGAGCUCGACCAGGGCUCUCUCACCAUCUCCUCCCUGAAGCCCGGCCAUGUCGGCGCGUAUCAGUGUGUGGCACGCUUAGGCCGCCAUGGGCCCGCCGUCGCCAGCCGCCGUGCGCGUGUGGCUAUAGCAGAAAUAUCAGAAUAUGAAGAUGGCCGACGGCGGUCACUAUCAGUGCAGGAAGGCAGCACAGUUCUUAUAGAGUGUCCUCUACCGCACAGCGUUCCCCCAGCCCUGCCCAGACUGCGAGCACGAGGGGAGCGGAUAGAAGUGUCAACAGAUGACUUUUUAGUUCUUCCGUCUGGAAACCUCCAGAUUGUCUCCGUUUCAGCCCAGCAUCAGGGCAUGUACAAGUGUGGUGCAUUCAACCCUGUUACCGGGGAAACCGUCAUGAGGUCUCAUGGUACUAAGCUGUCGGUGAAACAUUCAGACUCUACCUCCCCGGUGAGGAUUAUUUACCCGACUGCUCCCGUGAACGUGUCGGUGCAGCAGUCUCAGCCGCUGACGUUGGAGUGCGUCGUGUCUGGUAGUCCUGCACCGGCGGCCAAAUGGUUUAAAAACGGCGAAGAGGUCACACCGGGACCUUCUCUCCGACUGCAGCACAACAACCUGGCCUUUGCGACGCCGACGAGGAGCGAUGAAGGAAGUUACGCCUGUGCCGCUGAGACCGAGCAGGGGACUGUGACCAGCGCUAAAUACACUGUGAAUGUUCUUGAGCCGGUGUCGAUCACAGAAGGCCUGACCGACCAGCUCGUCUCUCCUGGCUCCUCUGCUCGGUUUACCUGCCUGUCUAGAGGAAACCCCUCCCCGAACAUCACCUGGCUGUUCAACGCCGAGCCCGUCGUCCCAUCACGUCGCUUUCAGAUGUCCGGAUCCUCACUUGUUGUUACAGACGUGACGAAACAGGAUGAGGGCGUGUUUCAGUGUCUCCUGGACAACGGCAUCAGCUCGGAACAGUCAUGUGGAGCGCUAACAACUCAGUCAGAUCCACAGCCGAGCUCGUCCGCCUCGCCAUCGCUGCACCCCAUGCAGAGCGACGAGGGUCGCGAGCGCUUCCUGACCGAGGAGGAGGGCGACGUGCACAGCCUGCCGGCGGAGCGGAGCAGUGACCGUCCGACUCCUGAGGCGCCCAUCAUCAUCAGCCCACCCCAAACUCACAAACCUGAUAUUUACGACCUCGAGUGGAAGGCGGGGCGGGAUGGAGGGACGCCAAUCAACGCUUACUUUGUCAAAUACCGCAAGGUCGAUGAAAUGGGAACUGUGGUCGGGAACUGGCACACGGUUCGUGUCCCUGGCAGCGAGAAGACGCUCCGGCUGUCAGAGCUGGAGUCCUCCAGUCUCUACGAGGUUCUGAUGGUGGCUCGAAGCACAGCAGGCGAGGGACAGCCGGCCAUGCUCACCUUCCGCACGGGCAAGGAGAAGAGCACCACCUCCAACAAGAACCCGUCCAAGCCUCCCGUCAUCUCCAUGGCACCCAAAGCCCCGGAGGACAAAACCCCCAACACACACUUUGGUGUGGUCAUACACGACCGAGUACCCGAGGCUCCCGAUCGCCCGACCAUCUCCAUGGCGACUGAAAGUUCGGUGUAUGUCACCUGGAUUCCCAGAGCCAACGGCGGCUCUCCGAUCACAGCUUUCCGCGUGGAGUACAAACGCGGGCGCAGCGCCGAGUGGGUCGUGGCUGCAGAUAACAUCUCACCUCUCAAACUGUCUGUGGAAGUCCGCAACCUAGAGCCUGGCUCCAGCUACAGGUUCCGCGUGGUGGCCAUGAACAUGUACGGCGAGAGUCCUCACAGCAUCACCUCCAAGCUGUACCAGGUCCCUCAGGCCAGCCCGCGCAUCGCAGACCGGCCCGUGGUGGGACCGCACAUCUCAUCCACAGACGCCAUCAGUGACACUCAGAUCAUGCUGCGCUGGACUGUGAGUACUUACAGUCCCUCGAGUAACAACAACACCCCGAUCCAAGGCUUCUACAUUUACUACCGGCCCACAGACAGCGACAACGACAGCGACUACAAAAGAGACGUGGUGGAAGGUGUAAAACACUGGCACAUGAUUGGCCACCUCCAGCCUGAGACCUCUUACGAUAUCAAGAUGCAGUGCUUUAAUGACGGGGGAGAGAGCGACUACAGCAACGUCAUGAUCUGUGAGACCAGAGCACGUCAGUCCCCGGGGUCGCCCAGCCAGCACCCCGUCACCCCACCGGGCCCCCACCCACAGGAGCCACCCAGCCCACCGGGAGGCCUGCUGUACCUGAUUGUCGGCUGCGUUCUGGGAGUGAUGGUGCUCAUCCUGCUGGCUUUUAUCGCCAUGUGCCUGUGGAGGAAUCGGCAACAGAACAACAUGCUGAAGUAUGACCCUCCUGGCUACCUGUACCAGCAAGCGGAGAUGAACGGCCACGUCCUGGAGUACACCACGCUGCCCGGCUCCAGCCGCAUCAACGGAGGCGUCCACGGGGGCUACGGGCACAGCGGUCCCAUGAUACCCCAAGGGUGCCAUCACCUCCACCACAAACUCCCCAACGGUUUGGCUCUGCUCAACGGCUCAGGCAGCCUCUUUUCACCGGGCCACCCACACGGCCACGACGGCACCCUGCCGCACAGCACGCGGGACUGCGAGCACUCGCACCCGCACCAUCACCAUAACGGAGGAGGCAUGUACACGGCUCUCCCACAGACUGAGUCGUCUGAUUGUAUGAGCUGUCAGAACCUCUGCAACAAUAACAGAUGUUACAACAAGGCCAAUGGCACGUUCUCCAGCGGCACUCUGCCCUUAAUGCACCGCGUGGCGCCGUGCCAGCAGGACGGGCUGGAGAUGGUUCCUCUGGGACAGGUCUCGUCGCCGUGCCACGGCCCCGACGGUCAGAUGCUCUGUAGUGAGCAGGGGGCCGACGCAGGGUGCCAACCAGACGAGCACAGGGAGUCCUCGCCCUCGCAGCAUUCCUGCUGUCUGGUCGGAAACAAUGAAAACUGUCCAGCAGACAACACUGCCGAGGAGGAGCUGGAGUGCGUGGACACGGAGGGGCCUGUGGUGUGCUGGGAGAGUCUCGGCCUGCCAGACUUGGACUGUGACGAAAAGCCCGGGUGGAUCUCCAGCAGCAGCCUGGCAGGAGAGUUGAUCCAGCCCGGCCCACAGGAGGUCUGAACGCAGCCCACACACGCUCACUCUCUCCUGCAGCGAGGAGAUUGGUGCAAAUUGGACUGGACAAA